This is a messenger RNA of Aspergillus heteromorphus CBS 117.55, 4725 nucleotides long. RefSeq lists its product as uncharacterized. Gene Ontology annotation, cellular component: cytoplasm. The record is from RefSeq and is a predicted model, not a curated record. Gene Ontology annotation, molecular function: protein binding. Gene Ontology annotation, biological process: cell surface receptor signaling pathway; cytoskeleton organization. Lineage: Eukaryota; Fungi; Ascomycota; Eurotiomycetes; Eurotiales; Aspergillaceae. The transcript is spliced from 9 exons. The coding region runs from base 1 to 4422 and encodes 1473 amino acids.
AUGACGGACGCUUUUCCCCCUUCCGGUGGAGCUCCUCGAGCUUCUCUCCUCACCACCACCACCACCACCACCACCACCACCGCAGCCACUGCAGCCACUGCUUUCUAUUCCUCCUCUUCCUCUUCCUCCAACGGUCCUCCCAGCAUCUCCUCCAUCCCCCGUCGAUCAUCCUAUGCCUCCGUCCUGUCCGGCACCGCGGCUCUCUCCCCUCCAACCCACCCGUCUUCAUCGUCGUCCCACUCGCACUCCACCGCUUCCUUCAUCCCCCCGCCUUUCUCGCCCGACUCUCGCCUCCUGCGGCCGUCCCCCGCCGUGGAUGCCGAUAUGCAAAUGAACUCGCCCUGGAGGCCGUCCGCCGGCGAACCCCUGCCUGCCUAUUCACGAAAGUUCGCCGGCUUCCCUCGCUACGACCCCUUCUUCCACUCCCCCGGCUUCUCCGACCCGGCCGCCGCUCCCUUCAUCCCCUCCUAUCUCCGCAACUCCCGCUACGUCGCCCGCCUCGAUGCCGCCCGCCGGGCAAAGCUCGCCGCUCACCGCGAGGGCACCAUCCCCACCACCGCCACCGCUACAACUACCGCCGCCGCCGCACAUCCGUUGUCCUCCUCCUCCAGCCAGGCUAGCCUUCCCCGGAUCGCCCCUUCCCAUCGGGGCAUGACCUUUGAUAUCAUCGAGCGAGAACCCCCGGGCGAUGACGACCACCUGCUCCCCCUCCCCUCCCGCUGGAGUGAUGACGACAAGUACACGGGCCUGGAGCUCGCAAACGGGGGGGUCGAGGUCCGCUACACUGGGCCCGUCAACAAGCACGACCACGAAGCCGCCGCCGUGCGGGCGGACCACCCCAUGCCCCCGCAGUGCGGGAUCUACUACUUCGAGAUCACCAUUCUAUCCAAGCCCAAAGAGGGGAUGAUCGGAAUCGGGUUCUCGAGUAAGAAAGCCUCAGUCGAGCGUCUCCCCGGCUGGGAGCAGGAAUCAUGGGCGUAUCACGGCGACGAUGGCAAGUCAUUCUUUGGAGAAAGCCAAGGACAGGGACGACAAUACGGGCCGACCUUCGGGGCCAAUGACACGGUGGGAUGUGGGGUGAACUUCUCGACGGGCUGUGCGUUCUUCACCAAGAACGGUAUCCAUCUAGGAAACGCCUUCCGCGAGCUACGGAAUCUGAAGGUCUACCCGUCGGUCGGCAUGAAGAAGCAGCCGGCGGUGCAUCUGGCCGUGAACUUUGGCCAGCAGCCGUUCAUGUUCGACAUUGAUGAUAUGGUUAAGAAAGAGAAGUUAUCGAUCCAUGAGGAGAUUAGCCUGACCAGCACGGCGAAUCUCCAACCGCCGCUGGACGAGACGGCCUUGCUCCAGGAGUUAGUGGCCCAGUUCCUCGCUCAUGAUGGCUAUGUCGAGACCGCGCGGGCGUUUGCCGAGGAGGUGGCUGCGGAGUCGACUGCGCUGGAGAACGGCCGGCAAGCACCACUGCAGAAGUACGAGGUGGAGGAGGACGUCGAGGCGAUCAACCGGCAGAAGAUCCGCGCGGCCAUCCUCGAUGGGGACAUCGACAAGGCCCUGAAGUACACGAAUGCCUACUACGCGAACGUUCUGCAGACGUACCCCCACAUCCACUUCAAACUGCGGUGCCGGAAGUUCCUGGAGAUGAUGCGCCGCUGCAACGAGCCAUCGGCGGCGGCGUCGAAACGCAAGGCGUCAAACGGGCUAUCAGACGGCAGUGCGGUGUUUGACCAGGAGAUGGAGCUGGACGAGCAGCUGCAGGAGAGCGAGGGCUGGGAGGCAGACGGGAUGGACACGGAGGAGCCGGAGAGCACGGCACGGUCGAACGAGUUGCUGACGGCGGCGGUGCAGUACGGACAGCAGCUGUUUGUGGACUACCCUCCGGACGAGCGGGGCGGGGACCGCAAGAUGCUGGACGACAUCUUCUCACUGGUGGCGUACCCGGACGCGCGCCGGUCGGUGCAUGGACACUACCUGGACCCGGCGGGCCGGAUUGCAGUGGCGGAGGAGUUGAACUCGGCGAUUCUUGGUAUGUUGUCGCUGGGCAAGUCAUCGUCGGCCGCUCUGGAGCGGUUGUACCAACAGACGGAGGUGCUGGUGAACGAGAUCGGCGAGGAGGGCGGCGCCGGGGCGUUUAUCAAUGUGCGCAAUGACUUUCUGCUUCAGCUGCCCUGCAUUCCUUCCCAUUCGGCCUCUGCGGCCGCCCCCCUCGCUCUCCGCUGCUGCUGUGGCCGUGACGACUGUGCAUUCCUGCUCCAUAACCAUGUCGCCCUCGAGGGCCUCGAGAAGGAUCUCGCAACCGCCGCGAGGCUGGGCCAGGCUCUGCUCCAUCGUCAUGAGUCCUACAUGGCCGAGGCGGAAGAGGACCGCCAUCGUCUCUGCCUCAGCAUCGAGAAUCUCGAACGCGAAAAACGCCAGGUCCAGGCCGAAAACGCCCGCAUCAUCGAAGAGAACCGCGACCUCCUAGAACAGCUCGAUGGCCUUAACCGGGCAGUCGUCGAUUCCGACUCGCACUCCAAGUUCCUAGCCACCCGUCUCGAGAGCACCGAGGCGGAGCUGCGCAAGCUCACUCUGGCGGCCGCCCGCGCCGCCGACCUCGAAGCCCAACUGGCGCACAUGGAAGCCGAACAGUCCCGGCUGCAGGAGAGUCUCCAAUCCGCGCAGGAGGACUCCAAGUCGGCCGUGCAGCGGUGGAAGCAGGCUGAAUGCACCCUCCGCGAUCUGCAUGACCAGGUGGAUCGCAUCGAGAAGGAAGCCCGCGAGGAGCGCGACCGCCAGGCCGAGAUGGUGCAGCGCAUGGAGCGGAGACGCGCCGUAGAACGCGAGCUCGAUAGCGCGGCCGGACGACUGAAGGGCGCGGCGGCGGCCCACGAGCUGGGUCGCAACCACGGCGGCGCGAAUGUGGUGUCCCGCUUCGUGCGGGACAUCCUGCAGGACAACGCCAACCUGCAGAUGGGGAUCAUGGAGCUGCGCGAGAUGUUGGAGAGCUCGAAUGAGGAGGUGCAGAACCUGCGGGAUCAGAUUCUGUCGCAUCAGCCAUUGGCCUCCGAAACGCAGGAGGAAGAACCCCGACCGUCAACGACUCUGAGUCAGGAACUGGAGUCGCAGGAGUCGCGUCGCGUGUCGCAGGAGUUCCACAUCCACCACCACUAUCACACGCCGCCGGUGCCCGUGGGUUCCAAGAAGGAGAAGGGCUCACUCUUCCGUCGCUCCAAGAAGCGCCGCUCCCUGGGCAGUGCGGCUGUUCUGCACUCCGCGGCCGGCACCCAGCUCCCGCGCAAAGCAACCCAUCGCGCCCAGUCUUCGACGUCGUCCGCCUCCACGAUCCUCUCCCAAACAUCCGUCUCGAUCCCCCCAACUGCUCCGCGCCGCUGGUCAGCGCAGUCCCCUGUCUCCGAUUCUAUGGCAAGCUCCCCGCAGUCUGCCUAUCAGCCCUCAUCGAUCUUUGACCGAGUGGACCGCGGCUUCGACUUAUCCCAACCGACGAGCCCAGAUAGCACCGUCUUCUCGUCCCCGUUGCGCAGUGGCCGGCGUAUGAAGGGGCACGUGGAUGCCGCGUACCGCACCCUGGACGGUGACGGUCUGGCCUCGGGCAUCGACGAUGACCUGAACCCUGACUACUUCCAACGCCGAAGCAGCGCGGAAUACGCGGGCAGAGGUACCAUGCAGUCUGUCAUUCCCGAGGAGAUGGAGGACGGCCGAUCGGUGCCGUACGCCGAGUCGGAGCGCCCGCCAUCCCCUGUAGUUCCGGAGGACGUCUUCUCCUCGCCUUAUCGCGGUGUGCGCCGCAGCACCUCCCACGAAAGUCUUUUCUCGGUGGCGGGCAUGGACAUCCACACUCCUCGUCGCCGUCCAUCGCGGCUGAGCGACCUGCACUCGAGCACCCCGCCCGUCCGCAUUCCCCGACGCAUUAUGUCGCCCAACGCUGAUCUGUUCCUCACAUCUCCGAUAAUCUCGACCAGCAUCAUCACCGCUGGACGCGAGCCCGCCAAGGUCUCUGACCAGUGUCCACAGACCCUCCUUGCUUCCGUGGCGGGAAGCAGAAGCCAGACCCCGAUUGAUCCCGCCGAGGAACAGUCUGAAAACACUACCAUCCCGUCCCGCAAACUGUCCCUAGGACGCCGCGUCGGUGGCUGGGUCCGUGGUCACUGGGGCACCGCCGCAGUGUCCGCCAACGACCCCGUCACCGAGGAGACGGCCGCGAUAUCCGACUCUCCCGCGCGGCGGCCCUCGUCCGCCGGUUCCCGGAAGGGCAAGCGGAGGGCGGAACCGGUUCCCGUCCCGAGUCUACGCUUCCGCUACCCCGGUGUGAAUCAGACAGGUCCCAUCAUGGGAUUCCGGCCCAUGUCUCGGGCCCCGGUGUCGAUUCAUGCGGAGCAAGUGGACGAGGGCCUACUCCGGGAGAGUCUCGCCGACAGCCACUUCCAAUAAGUAAUGUUGCCUCGUGUUGAUCACGGGUCUAUUCCUAUUCCUACUCUCUCCUUCCUUCACUGUUAUUAUACUAUUACCACACCACUACACUAUAUUUACACCACUGAUUUUGAUACCUGAGCGUUGACACCCAGCAUAAUCCUCGCACACAUUAUACAAACACCUUCGCUACCCAGCUGAUUUCUUUGCUUCGGGGUUCUGAGUUGUCGGUUGUUGGUCUGUCGGUCCUGUCCAUCUUUCCUCCGCGGAGGCCUUCCUUGAUACACACAUCACAUACACAUACACAUACAUACAUACAUACAU